GUUCACAACAACAGCGGCCUUCAGUAUUCCUGGGAUCUCUGCGGAGGAAGAGGAAGAGUUCUGUCUGUCGCUCAGAGCUGAAAUGUGGGGCAAUUUUCUGCCUGUUAUGUCCCUAGUGUCCUUUCUAAAAGGGGAGGUGUGUUACCAGAAUCUUGGCUGUUUCUCAGAUGACCCUCCUUGGUCAGGUACUCCACAGAGAUUGAUUCAUCGCUUACCUUGGUCACCAGAGGAGAUUAAUACUCGAUUCCUGCUCUACACCAGAGACAACCCCAACAACUAUCAGGAGAUCAGCGCUGGGGAACCACAAACCAUUUCCAAGUCCCAUUUCAAGACCAGUCGGAAAUCACGAUUUAUAAUCCAUGGAUAUUUGGAUGAUGGGGAGAAGAUGUGGCUCUCAGACAUGUGUAAGACGAUGCUACAAGUGGAAGAUGUGAAUUGUAUCUGUGUGGAUUGGGGUGCCGGAUCCCGGACAUUCUACACUCAGGCUGCUAAUAAUAUCCGAGUUGUCGGGGCAGAGGUGGCCUAUUUCAUCAAUGUUCUCCAGGACAAGUUUGACUAUUUUCCAUCUAAUACCCAUCUGAUUGGACAUAGUCUGGGGGCUCACGCCGCUGGGGAGGCCGGGAAGAGGAGGCCGGGAAUUUCCAGAAUCACUGGAUUGGACCUGGCUCAGCCCUAUUUCCAGGACACCCCGGUUGAGGUCAGACUGGAUCCAUCAGAUGCACUCUUUGUUGAUGUCAUCCACACUGAUAGCUCGUCCACUGCUGCCAACCUGGGAUUUGGUGGGUAUGGCAUCAGCCAUACGGUUGGUCACCUGGAUUUCUAUCCAAACGGAGGAAAACACAUGCCGGGAUGUGGAAAAGAAGAUGUUAUUCUGAAGGGGGACCUUGAUGAUGCGAGGGAAGUGUUUGCAGAUAUUGCCAGCUGUAGCCAUAUGCGAAGCUUGAAGUAUUAUAGAGAAAGUAUCCUGCACCCCGAUGGGUUUAUCGGUUACCAGAGUCCGUCAUAUGAGGAAUUUUUAGCAGGUGCUGGGUUUCCAUGUCCCAACACUGAGUGUCCAAUGAUGGGACAUUAUGCUGAUAAAUAUUCUGGACUCCCAUCAGCCAACCAAACAUUUUACCUAAACACUGGAGUUGCGCAGAGCUAUUCCCGCUGGCGGUGCCGAGUGACAAUCCAUAUUGUGGGCACACAUGAGAUCCAGGGGUCCUUAGACGUGUCUCUCCAAGGUUCCAGUAAAACGGCAGCAGUUCACAAAAUCUACAGAGGAGUCAUCACCCCGGACACUUCCUACUCUGCAUUUAUAGAUGCUGACAUCAGGAACAUCCACAAAGUGAUAUUUCGAUGGCACAGCGACUGGCCAAACAUUUUUCACCUGGAACUCGGUGCUUCCACUGUGACUGUACAGUAUGGAAAGGAUGGAGCAACGUAUUCAUUCUGCAACAGCACAACCAUGAGAGAAAACCGUCGCCAGACUCUGCACUUCUGUCCCGCGCCAAACUGACCCUGCCCUCAGGAGAUAAUGCCAUUAUAUGUUAAUAGAUCUAAAAUAAUAGAAUAAACUGAAUCUUUCUCUGAAA
This is a messenger RNA of Rana temporaria (common frog), 1574 nucleotides long. Its product is annotated as pancreatic lipase-related protein 2-like. The record is from RefSeq and is a predicted model, not a curated record. Gene Ontology annotation, biological process: lipid metabolic process. NCBI's taxonomy places the organism in Eukaryota, Metazoa, Chordata, Amphibia, Anura, Ranidae. The transcript has 13 exons. Gene Ontology annotation, molecular function: protein binding; triacylglycerol lipase activity. The coding region runs from base 83 to 1498 and encodes 471 amino acids.